Messenger RNA from Adelges cooleyi (spruce gall adelgid), 1891 nucleotides. Its product is annotated as UNC93-like protein MFSD11. The transcript has 9 exons. Bases 366 to 1667 code for a protein of 433 amino acids. Lineage: Eukaryota; Metazoa; Arthropoda; Insecta; Hemiptera; Adelgidae. The record is from RefSeq and is a predicted model, not a curated record.
GUAGAUGUUACUAUCAUACUUUUUGUGUUCCGGCAAAACAGUACCUAUUUUGUAAUGUUAUCUUUUCAAGACUUUUGCCCAUAUUAAUAAUAAUUUGAUUGGUGGUAUUAUAAUACUUGUAUGAUUUAUUACACCCCUCCAUAUUUUAGAAAAGAACGAGAAGACAGCAGUGCUGCAGACUGCAGUUUAUAUACUUACAGUGAACGUGAAGUGUUGACGUGAAACGUUUUUAUCAAUAUUUUUUAUUAUUUUUUAUUUUAACUAAUAUUAUAAAAGUUGUUAAAUAAACGCCAAGUAUGUCAUAAUAUUGUUAUUGGUUUUUAUUGCAGAAUUUUUGUUAGCUAAAGGUGACAAUUACUAACAAAAUGGACAGGAGAUUAUGCAAUGUAAGCCUUUUGGGCUUGUCGUUCAUGUUCGUUUUUACGGCAUUUCAAACGAUGGGAAAUAUUGAAAAAACUGUACUGAAAAGUAUUCAAAAUGAUUUUCCGUCGUUUACUGGUGACGGGUACACAAGCUUGGCCAUCAUUUAUGGAUUUUUUGCAUUAUGCAACUGGAUAUCACCGUCAAUCAUAAGUUUCGCUGGGUCUAGAAUGUCCAUGUUUGUCGGAGCGUGUUGUUACACCUUAUUCUUAGUAUCAUUUCUUUGGCCAACGACUAUGUUGCUAUACCUGAUGUCCGCCUUGAUUGGAUUCGGAGCGUCCAUUAUUUGGACAGGUCAAGGAACUUACCUUACGUUAAACUCAGACUCCACGACUAUGUCUAGGAACUCUGGAAUAUUUUGGGCAUUGUUGCAAUCGAGUAUGUUUUUGGGAAACACAUUUGUGUUUUUUGUGCUCCAUGACAAAACUAAUUUGGAUGCAUCUACUAGAACGUUAUUGUUCACUGUCUUAAUCAGUGUCUGCUUUUUGGGCACAAUCAUGUUUUUGGUCUUGCGAUCGCCCGUAAGCUCCGAAGGGAAUGAAAACGAACAAGGAAUACCUCUUAGCGUAGUUAAAGAAAUGAAAAAUUCAUUUGCGCUUUUUUUAACCGAAGACAUGUGUCUAUUAAACAUGUCAUUCUUUUUUACAGGGUUACAUUUAUCAUUUUAUAGCGGCGUCUACAGUUCCAGCAUUGGAUUCACUACAGCAAUAGGACCUAACAGUAAACAGUUGGUCGGUCUAUCGGGUAUCUUUAUUGGUGUCGGAGAAAUCUUAGGCGGAUUUCUGUUUAGUAUUUUGGGUAAAAAAGCCACUACUACCGAAGUUGGGUCUAAAGGCUUUGGUCAUUCGGCAGUGAUUGCACUCGGAUUUGUUACCAAUAUUGUUGCGUAUGGAUUAAUUUUCAUUAAUUUACCAAAUGAAUCUCCGUUUGGCGAUACGAGUGCCAAAUCUUUUAUCGAACCCAAUCAGUAUAUUGCGAUAUUGUGUAGUUUUCUCUUGGGUUUUGGCGAUAGUUGUUUUAACACACAAAUUUAUAACGUAAUCGGAAAAAAAUAUUCCGAAAACAGUGCACCGGCAAUGGCUUUGUUCAAGUUUAUGCAAUCGAUAGCUGCUGCCAUUAGUUUCUUCUACAGCAAUCACUUUGGAAUGUACGUGCAAUUAUCGUUGUUAGUGAUCACGUUGAUUAUGGGCACGUUAUCAUUCUUUAAAGUCGAUAAAUCUCUUGAUGAUCGAUACAAAGAAAUUUAGUAUGAAAUUGGCCAAUUAAUUUGGAAUUGAACAACCAAUCAACUUUUAUGUGCAAUAUUUAUUCUUUAUUAUUUUAUACUUCUAAGAAUCGUUUAAUGAUGGCCAAUGUAAAAUAUAUAUUAUAUUUUUAUAUUGAUAUCAAUUUGUUAUAUUGGUAUAAUAUUUUUAUUAUAUUAUUGUGAUAAUUACAUUUUUAGAAAACAAACAAUAUUUUAUCAAUACUU